This is a messenger RNA of Saccoglossus kowalevskii, 664 nucleotides long. RefSeq names its product protein SCAI-like. Gene Ontology annotation, biological process: DNA-templated transcription. Lineage: Eukaryota; Metazoa; Hemichordata; Enteropneusta; Harrimaniidae. The record is from RefSeq and is a predicted model, not a curated record. Gene Ontology annotation, molecular function: transcription corepressor activity.
ACAAAUUUUAGACACAAAAUAUGGUUUAAAAAGGUGGCAGAUUGGUGAAAUCGCUUCCAAGAUUGGACAGCUGUAUUAUCAUUAUUAUUUACGCACCAGUGAAACGAACUACUUGAAUGAGUCAUUCUCAUUCUAUUCUGCAAUCCGUGCUAGAGCGUAUUAUUCCAAAGCAAAUAAAGAAGGGCCGGAACUUUGUGUGAAGAAGUUGAGAUAUUAUGCACGGUUUGUGGUGGUGUGUUUGCUACUCAGAAAAAUCAGUCUAGUACGGGAACUUAUUCAGGAAUUAAAUAAACAAAUAGAAGAGUAUACUAGUUUAUAUGAACCAGAAGAUCAGUUGGAAUGGCAGCUAGUGCUCGGGGAAAUCAGGUCAUUUAUUGAUGCAGAGCAGAUAAUUAAUGUCAUAGAGACAGAUACCAAACCAUUAGUAUUAACACAUAGAUUAAGUAAAGAUGGCGUACCGGCAUUGGACAGAGGACAACAUGUAUAUCUUACAUUACAAGAAGCACUGAUCAUUGGCAAUUGUAAUGAACAGAUUAAAUUCAGUGAGUUGACCCUUGACAUGUACAGAAUAUUACAGGCAUUAGAAAGAGAACCAAAGGGAGAUGACAUCCAUCAUCACCACCACCAUAACGACUCAUCACCUGCACCAGGUCAACAACCAGUG